CUCUUAUUUCUGUUAAUAAAUACUAUCUAAUUUUGAAUUCUACACAAAAUUAUAUAAUUUCUAAUUAAAAUUGUAAAACUAAUUUUAGAAUACAUUCAAGAUUGCUCUGUCAAUUUGGUAACUUCAUAAUAACACUUCUAGAAUUUGUUUCAACAAGAACAAAAUGUACAAUUUUUAGAAUGAAAAUGUAUUAUUUAUAAAAUAAAUAUAUCGAUUUAUUGCAAAUUAUAUAUCAUUUGCUAAUUAUCAUAUUAAAUACAAUAAUACGCAUCAAUAAUGAGUGAAAAUGUUCUUGAGAAGCAUUGGCUGAGUAAAGUUGCUGAUACUUUGUAACCAUUUGGAAUAGGUGGUUUAUCUGGAUGUGUGGCUACGUGUUUUAUUUAACCGGUUGACUUAGUCAAAGUUAGAAUCCAGCUAAAAUCAGAAAAAUUGGGUCCUAAUGCAGGUAGCGAGAUCAGUCCAUUUCGUGUCUUCUCUGAAAUCUUAAAAGAAGGAGGUGUGUUGAGUUUUUGGAAAGGAAUUGACUCAGCAUUAGCUAGAUAAGUAUUUUACACUACCACUCGUAUGGGAAUUUAUAAGACAAUGUAUUAAAGAUCAAAGCAAGCAAACAAUGGAAAAGAGCCUUCAUUUUUAGCUAAAUCUUGGUGUUCAAUUGUAGCAGGUUUCAUUGGCUCAUUAGCAGGUAAUCCAGCAGAUUUAGCUUUGGUCAGAAUCUAGGCAGAUAGCACGCUGCCUGUUGAAGAGAGAAGAGGAUAUAAAAAUGUUUUUGAUGCAUUUUAUAAAAUUGUGAAAGAUGAAGGAAUAGCAGCAUUAUGGAGAGGAUCGACUCCAACAGUUAUUAGAGCAGUUGUAAUUAACGUGGCAAUGUUGGGACCUUAUGAUGAGAUAAAGGAACAUUUAAAUCACUAUUUUGGAACCAAAGAUACUCAAUAAACUCGAUUAUUAGCAUCUGCAGCAGCUGGGUUUUUGAGUUCUUUUUGUGCUUUACCUUUUGAUAAUGCGAAAACAAAAAUGUAGAAAAUGAAAAAGGAUGCAGCAGGUGUAUAUCCUUAUUCAUCUAUUUUUGAUGCAAUUGGAAAAACAGCUAAAAGAGAAGGAGUUGUGGGACUUUGGGUAGGAUUUCCAACAUUUUAUUUCAGAAUUGCACCACACACUAUGAUUACUCUUUUAACUCAAGACUGGUUAACAGACAAGGUCAAUUCAUGGAGAAAAAAGAAACAUUGAAUAAUUAUCAUUCAAUACAAUAAUUAUAAAUUAUAUUAUUAUUAUUA
Paramecium tetraurelia is the source of this 1271-nucleotide messenger RNA. RefSeq lists its product as uncharacterized. The transcript is spliced from 3 exons. Gene Ontology annotation, molecular function: oxoglutarate:malate antiporter activity. NCBI's taxonomy places the organism in Eukaryota, Ciliophora, Oligohymenophorea, Peniculida, Parameciidae. The record is from RefSeq and is a predicted model, not a curated record.